ACGGCAUACCACCACGCACGCAUAGAGCAAGUCUUUCUCCCACAAUUUGUUGACCGCCGCCGCCGAACGCAGCCGCGCGCGUAUCGUUCGCGUGUCACCCGUGUAAAAUAAUAAUACCCGUACUAUCAGCCGCAUCUCUCGCGCCCAUACCGUCGCCCGUACGACGGCUCAAGCCAGCGGCCAUCCGCAUCCACGCGUCCACGGUGUGUUGUGUCCGGCCCGCAGGCAAUCGGUUGUCGGCGCGCGGCUGUCGCUAAUCCCCCCAAUACGAUAUUAUUUCUCGGACCACCUGCGCUCAGCCACCACCGCCGUCGCAGCAUAGCUCUCCCUCUCGCACCCGCCGUCACCCAAGUCGGCCCCGAUCGCUCUUCCGUCUGUGUCGAUCCGUGUAGAAGUGUAACAAGUGUACAUCACAUAAUGUGUUAUUACAAUGUAAAUGAUAAACGGUGGUAAACGAGUGCUGCAAGUCUUGUGGAUAAUCAAACCGUCUAACUGACCAUAUAUCCAUUUACAGAACGAGACAACGGGGAAAUGUUGUUGCAAACAAUCAGGUGAACGGACCACGAUGGACGACCCACCCGUCGAACCGUCGGUGCGGAAGAGCAGCAGCAGUAGUAGCACAAGCAGCGGCAGCUCUAUAAGUGACGACAACGACGUAGGGGCCAGCAGACUGGGCGGAGGCAGCCAGUUGAAAGCGUCUGACUCGGACAUCCACACCGACCGGGACUACUGUUCGUCGGACGAGAGCGGCGGAUUCGGAGGUCCGGAUUCGCCAUCCGGGCUGAAGCGUGCCGGUUCGGUGUACGACUUCCGGUCCGACGGCACGGACAGCCCUCCGCCGUGCAGCCUGUUCAAUGGCGAGACCGAGCUGACCAAAGUAGCUCGCAAACGGUUGCGCAUGGUUCGCGAGGUAGACGUGGCUGUCUGCCACCUCAACCACACCAACACCAUCAUCAGCAAGAUACUCAGCUCGAAAUACUUGCGUCGCUGGGAGAAUCAUCUCGUUCGCAUACAAGACGACUGCGUGUCAUCCAACACGCCGACCGGAUUUCUAGCCAAAUGCAUAGGAUACGAAGCCAUAAAGGAUUUGUACCCGGUGAAGAGGUGGGAUUCGAACUUCAGGUACUGCCUUCGAGUUGUUGUCACCAACGGGUCGUAUUUGCUUCAGACUACCACUCAACAUCUGAGAGAUCAAAUUCUUUACUCCAUUUUGUGGAAGAAAAACGUUUAUGAUUAUCAAGCACUGUUAAAAGGCCUCACCGACCCGGAGGACAUGUUAAAAGAAUUACAUAAUUUAGUUGAAUUUGCUAGAGACAUUCCGUUGAUCGACGAUGAAAUAUUUCACGUGCCUUGUUACAUUGUACACACGAUUGUAACGCAAUUUUUACCCGAGUUCAAGGUCCAAGAUCAGGACAGGUACUAUCAGCAACCGUGGGAAGAAGACAUGAUCAGCACCGUAGGCCCUUUGAUCGAAGAUAGUCCCCCGUCCGCCGAAAUGUGUUCGUUUUUAUCGCACCACUGCAAAGACCAGCGUAGGCUGCCCGUCAUAAAAGAUUCGCUGUCCUAUACUAUUACUAGAAUACUAAAACAUAAUUUCGACUUUGCAAGGACGUUAACGGCUCGAACUCUGGUCCAAGAUUAUAUCAAAGCUCUAUACAUCGAUGACCAAAAAGGCGAAGUUAUUAAAUUGUUUUUAUCAAGAGUCCACAGUGCUAGCGCUGUGUGUCCCCAUAACAGGGUACUACCGAAUCUAGUGUCCAUUUGCAUUACUGCCAUAUUCUCUGCUUCAGAAGAGUUGCCAGCUAAUAGCACAGAAGCCGAAUUCAAUAUUUUUUACACCAAUCACUUGAGAUGCUACAUUGUUGUUCUUCAAAACAUAUCAGAAUACAGCGAUUGGCUAUACGGACUUGCUCAAUUGUUGCGCCCGUUGCCGUUUCCCGUUUUGCUGUUAAUUCGUUCAGUUUUUAUGGAGGACAUGUCCUCUGUGAUAUUAAAAAUAGGAUUGCACGAAAAUUGUAAUAUUCACAAACAAGUAUUGGCUGUCCGCGAAACAAAAGACGGCUGGUUCGACUUGUGUUCCCCACUUGGAGCUGUGUUCGGCGGAAGUUCAUACGUCUGGACUGAACUGCUUAAGACCUUGAUGGACUGUGAACGUUGCAAGAAAAAGAAGUUGCUGAAAAAUCUCAAAGCCAAGCACUUGGGUACCUGCGUUUCAGAAGCCCUGAAAAACAAUAAGAUUGUAAUGGACGUGCUAUGCUUGAUGCUCGAGUGGAUGGUCGUGGACGACGUACAACAAAGACAACAGAUCGUCGACACGCUCAAGUCCACAGAGUUUGGUCGUCAAGUCUAUGACGAUUACAUGUUAAGGCAAAGUCAGUUACACGAUUUGCAAAGAAAAGGAGGUCCGCAAAAACUGGAUUUACCCUACCGCGGUACAGACUUGGAUCUCAGUGCCAUUUUCGGUUGCGGUCCGUUUGGAAAUUUGGAAUCGAUCAACUUGUCAUUUACCAACGUGACGGAUACAUGCGCCAAAACAUUGAUAAAAUUGCCUUCGCUGAAGCUUCUUAACUUGUGGGGCACUCAAUUUGGAGAUUUCGGACUGCUGAUAAUUGCGGAUCAUCUGACGAAUCUGCAAGUGUUGAACUUAUGCGAGACAAAAGUAACCGACAGAGGAAUCGUUUCGUUGAUAAGCUUAGUCAAUUUGAAAAAACUUAACUUGAACAGCACUCGGGCGACGGUUAGGUCAGUAGACGUUUUGAAAAAGAAAAUACCCGGUCUCCACGAGGUAGACGUCAGAUACACGGACGCAUGGUUGUAAUGGAACAUUUGAAAUAAAUUAUAAUUCCUUUAUAUUCGUAAUUAAUUAGUAGUACACGUGCGUUACGCCGGAACAAAGAUUUUAAUAUGAUGUAAAUUAAAUUGACUUAUAUGUUAAGUGCUAAACUAAUUAGUACAUAUCGCUAUGUUAUUUUUUGUCUUCUUUAAUGUAUUAUUUUUUUCGUUUUUGUAUACUUAAUCAUACCUCGACGGAUAGAAUAUAAGUGUAAACAUUAAAUCAGUUGGUAUAUACAUAUAAUAACUAUUAUACAAAUAAAUUGCCUCAUGGAUUUUGA
Adelges cooleyi (spruce gall adelgid) is the source of this 3113-nucleotide messenger RNA. Its product is annotated as C-Maf-inducing protein-like. The transcript has 16 exons. The record is from RefSeq and is a predicted model, not a curated record. Lineage: Eukaryota; Metazoa; Arthropoda; Insecta; Hemiptera; Adelgidae. The coding region runs from base 566 to 2818 and encodes 750 amino acids.